ACAAGAUCAGUGUCUCGUGAAAAGUCGAAGAGUUCGCGCAUAUACCACGGACAUCAUUCUGAAUCGUUUCCUGUUCUCCGUAUAUCUCGCGGUUCGAGGGUGGUGGAACGUAUAUGCAUGUUUUUAUAACAUGGUGGUCUUUGGCUGGAUGUUUUGCAUUUUUAUCAUAGGUAGUCGGGCGGCAGCAAACAAUGGCUUCAAAAGUUAUCCUACAACGGUGAAGACCUUUGAAAAUGACACGGUCCUGCUUCCCUGUUACGUCGAAGAUCUUGAUAACGUACAGACGAGAGUGAGGUGGUGGAGGGAUGGCAUCCUUUUGGCUGACAGCGGUGAACCACGACACGAACCACCUGAAAGAGUUAAAAUGUACUCAAACAGAAGCUUGGAGGUUUCCCACGUGAAACGGAACGAUACGGGGGAAUAUGUAUGCCAAGCGUCUCGACCAGCUCCCUGGGGACAUGCCACGCAAGUACACGAGAUUGAAGUAAUGUAUCCACCCAGCGUCCAUCCGAUACCAGAAUCUGGUAAACUGGAAGUGAAUUUAGGAGAGGAAGUGGAUAUGGCCUGUGUGGCAAAGGGUGUUCCAGUUCCAAUCAUAUCUUGGAGGAACAAGGACGGGGAAAUACCAUUUUUAUAUGAUAGAUCACGUCUGCGAUUCCACGCUGAAAGCCCCAGCGACGCUGGACGGUACACUUGCGUGGCAAAUAACGACGUUGGUGAACCUGCCAUGGCCACUAUAGAUCUAUACAUUAGAUACAAACCCAGGAUCGAGAUGACGAAAACAUGGAUGCACGCACCCGCUGGGAUAAGAGUACAGCUACAUUGCGGGGUGACUGCCUGGCCAGAGGCAACGGUGGAGUGGUAUUUCAACAAUAGAAGCGUGAAAUAUUCAUCGAGGAUAGUGAAACACAACGCAGGCAGCGAUCACAGUUUAGUGAUAAGGAACGUCAGGACGACGGAUUAUGGUUUCUACCUCUGCAGAGCUUCUAAUUCCUUGGGAAUCACCGAGGCAGCGGUCGAAUUAUCGGGUGUUGCGAAUCCGCCCGUCUUUAAAAAGACUUCGCACAGCCUCUCUAAGACCUCGUACAAUUUCGUCUGGGAGGUUCACAGUUACAGUCCAAUAGUUCAGUACGAAUUCAGAUUUCGUAAAUACGUGAACGGCGUUCCUGGUCAGUGGUGUAAAUUGUACAUACCCAGCGGCAACGAUGGAAACAGUUUCAUACACACAUACUCGUUCAAAUUGACGGGAUUGCAAGAAGCAACGCAUUAUGAGGCGCUUGUUUUAUCGAAAAAUCGUUAUGGCUGGAGUAAGUCAUCGGAAAUAAUACGAUUCGCAACGGAAGGUGCUCUGGACAAAGAUAAUUACAUAACGAACGCGAUACAAGAGGAUAAAAUCGCACCAGCCGUACAACUUGCAUCGAUGUCCCAACAUCCUCCUCUGGAUACUGAUAACAGUGAAUCCUCUGUUACACAAGCAAAAGCAAUGACAAUUAUAAUAAUAAUAUUUAUAUUAUACGUUUUCAAUAUUAAUUUUUGUAAGUUGUAAGAUAUUUGUAUAAAUUACUAACGUCGCAUUAAAUUAGGUUUUAUUGAUUAAUGAAGUAGAAACAGAAGAAAGAAAUGUUAAUUCUGUCCUAUAUUAGGAUAAAAUUUCAUGAACAUUAAGCAGUUUGAACUUUAAGAUUGUAAAUAGAUUUUAACUUUGAAUACAGGGAAAAUGUUUAUUUGUGAAGAAGAGAAACUUUUUAAAUAGAUUAUAAAACUAUGUAUAAAAUAAAUCAUGAAAAAUAUAA
Molecule: messenger RNA, 1793 nt
Organism: Bombus pascuorum
Lineage: Eukaryota; Metazoa; Arthropoda; Insecta; Hymenoptera; Apidae
Product: limbic system-associated membrane protein-like
Exons: 10
Coding region: 131-1546 (471 amino acids)
Biological process (GO): homophilic cell-cell adhesion; synapse organization
Cellular component (GO): plasma membrane; neuronal cell body; axon
Molecular function (GO): protein binding; axon guidance receptor activity
Source: RefSeq, a predicted model, not a curated record